Molecule: messenger RNA, 1023 nt
Organism: Brassica rapa (field mustard)
Lineage: Eukaryota; Viridiplantae; Streptophyta; Magnoliopsida; Brassicales; Brassicaceae
Product: auxin-responsive protein IAA19
Biological process (GO): regulation of DNA-templated transcription
Cellular component (GO): nucleus
Source: RefSeq, a predicted model, not a curated record
AAAGCACGACGCGGUAUAGUACCAUUACUACAAUAAGAGAAGUGUGCGAGAGAAGAAAGUUCUCAUAUUUCAGAACUCUAACGAAUAACAAAAAAAAAAAGUUAAAAAAUGGAGAAAGGUGGACUCGGGCUUGAGAUAACUGAGCUGAGACUAGGUCUUCCGGGGACGGAGAAGAUGAUGAAGAAGAGAGGUUUCACGGAGAUGAUCAUGACGUCUUCAGGAAGUAAUAGUGAUCAAUGUGAAAGCGGUGUCGUUUCAUCAGGUGGUGACGUAGAGAAAGUUAAUGAGUCUCCGGUUGCGAAAAGUCAGGUGGUGGGAUGGCCGCCGGUUUGCUCUUACCGGAGGAAAAACAGCUGUAAGGAAGUUUCAACAACGAAAGUGGGGUUAGGGUAUGUGAAAGUGAGCAUGGAUGGUGUGCCUUACUUGAGGAAGAUGGAUCUUGGUUCGAGCCAAGGUUAUGAUGAUUUAGCCUUUGCUCUCGAUAAGCUCUUCAGUUUCCAUGGCAUUGGAGUGGCCUUGAAAGAUGGUGAUAACUGCGAAUACGUUACCAUAUACGAAGACAAAGAUGGAGACUGGAUGCUCGCGGGAGAUGUACCAUGGGGAAUGUUCAUAGAGUCAUGCAAGAGGUUGAGGAUUAUGAAAAGAUCGGAUGCUACAGGGUUUGGGCUGCAGCCUAGAGGAGCAGACGAGUAAUAUGGUGACUUGACCAAGAAGCAAGGCACUGGUUGAAUAAUUUAACCUUUAAACUUGAUCAAGAUCCUUUAGAACAUUUUUCCUAUUCAUUUUAUAUAUAAUAUAUGUUAUAGUGUUAUUCUAUAAGACAAUUUAAGUUAUAGUUUGCAUAAUUCUCUUCAGAAAGUCAGCUACAUAUAUUUCUUGAGUAUUGAGUUAAGACAUUAAUUUGUUUAAGAUCCUAUGUUAUUCGGAUUCAUAUAGUAUAAUACCUGCAGGAAACCUUUGUAGCGUUUCCAUGAUUUCCUUCAAAAAUUUGUUAAUUAAUUUAAGCAUAAUUCACUUUGUUUA